CCGUUUCGCUCCUGCCAUCCUUAUUGUGUCGGGACCGGGAUCCUCGGCUGCGCUCCUCCCAUCUUCCACGAUCGAUGUCGCCAUGGAUCGCGAUCACGAGGACUUCUCUCUCUCCAGCGACCCCUCGGCCUGGUCGCUGCGGGCGACGACGGUCGCGGCUGCGUGCGACGACGGCGACACCGACGGUGGCCCGCGCGGUCCCAAGGUGUCGAGGCUUUCGAAUGUGCAGCUGGCCACCGAAGUAGAAGCAGCUUUGGUGCGAGCAGUCUCACUCAGUACAACCUUGAGUGGCUGGGGUAAGCAUUGGGUGAGACCAUCUUUGACCAGUACCUACGAGACCGAGAAAGGCCAUGAUUUGAGUGUGGAAGUGACGCGAUACCAUCACUUCUUGAGCCAUGAUUGGAAGACCGGUCGAUGGUCCAAGUUUUUGACGAUGCUGAUCCUCUUCAACCUUCGACCAGCAACAAUCACCACCUUGCUUGCUGCCAUCACAGUGGGCCUUUGCAAAGGUACGGGCGCCGUGUAUGAGGAUGGGAGCGUGAGCAUGUUUCUGGUGAACUUUACACCCUACCUGGUCUUUCUCUUCUUCAUGUGCUUUUGGCAGCGCCUUCGCAGCUGCCGACCCUUAAUGGUCUUCUUGGACAAGCUCUGCAUCGAGCAACGCGAUCCGAUUCGGAAGGCGAAAGGCAUCCGGGGCCUGGCGGCCUUCUUGGACCGUUCGGAAAGCAUGGUCAUCAUGUGGUCGUCGCAAUACCUGACACGUCUUUGGUGUAGUUACGAGGUGGCUACCUUCCUGCGUGUUCAUGGUAAAGCGAAGCUGGUGACCCUGUUUCCCGUCUCCAUGGCAUGGGUCAUGAUCCUGGAGGCGAUGAAGCUGGCAUUUGCGACCGCUGUGAUUUUAUUUGUUUUCACCUUUGGCAGUGGUGGGUAUGUCCUCCUGCUUACCACUGUAUGGCUUGUGGUGAACGUGCUUGUUGGCCCGGUAUACUGUUACAUCGCUUUGGGGUUGAUGAAAGAGGUCCGCGGGCUUAAUCAUCAAUUCCGAUGCUUCUCCAUCCGAAACUCCGAGUGCUUCUGCUGCAGUUGUGGCCACCAAGAUCCUGAGACCGGGGAGACCUUGAUGUGUGACAGACAGCUGGUCUAUGAUGCUGUGAAGCGAUGGUAUGGAGCGGAUGAAGAUGAAGAAGAGGAACAUUUAGAUCGCUUCGACGAGGUCGUGCGCACCACUCUUCGCAGCCAGGUGUCAGAAGGGGCGGAAAGCGCGGUUCUGCCCUUCCGCAUUUCGAUGUACUUGUCGCUGGCCAUGUCAGCACCGUUUCUGUGUGGUCUGGUGACGUUUCCGCUGGGAGGUGAUGUAUAUGCAAGGGCACCUCCCAUGCCAGAUGAUCGAGGUGUGUUCUACAUUCUCUGGAGAUGUUUGGCUGUGACCUCAUUGUAUUGGUUGCAAGACGUUGCAGUGUGCAUCCUCAGCAUUGGGCUGGGCCUGCGGAUUUGUAAGUGGGGUUCUCACCUUUUGAACCGAUGCUCACAGGUCACUGCGACCCUAGUGGUAUCUCCUGUACUGAUCAUAUCCAUGAUUUCACUUGGACUAGGAGUUAGCUAUUCUUUUGAAGUUCUACAGCACCAGAAUCUGUGGGAUUUGAUGCCAUGUUUGCUGGCCCUCUGGCUCCUGGUGGCCAUUGGUCUCUUCAAAGCCCCAUAAAACGUGCCGGACCUCGCCGAACUGCGCGCCGACUCGAUCGCGAUCGAUCGCGAUCCAUCUGACGGGGUCCACAGCUGUCGUGGUCCACUGAAGCAAAGAUCUUCGUUUGAGCAAGGAGAUGCGGCAAAAAGAA
Molecule: messenger RNA, 1835 nt
Organism: Durusdinium trenchii
Lineage: Eukaryota; Dinophyceae; Suessiales; Symbiodiniaceae
Source: the annotation of a GenBank genome assembly